AUGCUAAUCUACCUUCAUUGUUCAUGGGUAUAUUGUCCUAGCAACCCCUAUUGUACUGGAUCAUUUGGAUCCCAGUUAGGGUUUUGUUUCAUUGCAGGUGCAAUGGCUUUUUUCCUUGUGGGGAUGACAAUUGAUCAGUAUGUGGCCAUCUAUGUGCCACUGUGCUACUUGUCUAUCAUGAACUGGAAUAUGUGCACAGGAUUGGUGGCAACUGCAUGGUUCAGUGGAUUUCUUCAUUCUAUUGUACAGAUUUAUUUUCUUCUCCAGCUACUAUUUUGUGGUCCAAAUGUACUGGACAAUUUCUACUGUAAUGUCCCUCAAGUCAUCAAACUGGCCUGCACUGAUACUCUCAUGGCUGAACUACAGAUAGUGUUUAAUAGUAGAGUGAUUAUUAUUACUCUUUUUGUAAUUUCUUACACUGAGAUCUUGCUUAAGAUAAGGACAUGCACCACAGAAGGGAAAUGGAAAGCCCUGUGUACCUGUGGAACCCAGAAAACUGUUGUGAGCUUAAUAUUCAUCCCCUGCAUCUUCAUCUAUGCCCAACCUUAUAAGAAAUUCCCUAGGGACAUGGUGGCCUCCCUUGUUUAUACUGUGGUCACUCCAAUGGUAAAUCCAAUGACUCACACAUUGAAAAACACUGAGAUGAAAAAGGCCAUGAGGAGAAAUAUUCCACUGGGAAAAAUAUUUCUCUCCGGAGGAAUACAGAAACCAGACCAGACAGCAGAUCCAAAGACAUCAGGUCUGGUGCUUCCAUGAGAAAACUGUAUUCAUCUCUCCUUCAGUAAGUGAGCAACUUUCUAGGUGUGAGGUGAAGGCAACAUUCACCUCCCAUCAGCUUAGGAAGGUCAGUCACAUGUUUUCUUGUCCUCCAUGGAAUGUGCAGUAUGGUGUGAUUUCUAGAGCCUAAUAAGUUUUCUGCGAUAAAUGACCUGCAAAGAUGUCACCAUGGCACACCCGGGGUACCGACCAUGUGAGGGGCCCUAACCUCGCCCUUGUUCUCUCUGGUGGAAAUCACAGCUGGGCAUUCCACUCCAGCAUGUCUCACUUCUCUUCAGCAAAAUAGUGUAGUUUCAUCUCUAGGUUAGCAUACCAGAAAACUAGCUUGGUAAACUUGAUUUUUAUAUCUGCUUGUCACAUAGUUACAAAGGGUCUUUAUAGUAGAGUCAGAUAUAGGUUCAUUGUACUCCUUUUCCCUCUCUUAUCCUCACUUUGGAUGGACUGUGUAGAUUUUAGGAUCAGUCCUGGAAGGAAGCGUCCUGGUCCCACAUUAGACAACAUGGAGCUGGUUGAGGGAUAAGAUUGUCCCAGGGCUCGCUCAAGGGUGCUUCAGGGGUGGAGGUUCUGCCCCCACACCGUUCCCCUCUUCUUUGCUCUGCCCCAUCCUCCAGUUUCAUCUCAGCAAUCCUCACAUGAUCAUGGUCUCCUACAAAUCCAGAGUCUUCUACACAGAACAGGCAUUCUGAACAUAAUGCUAAAGAAGGACAAAUGUGACAAGUGAGGAGGCAGACCUCCCAUGGUGUUUCUGAAUCACUAAGAAAUUAAAAUUUAUUUGUAGAUCCUGAUAGAAGAUCUAAAAUUUUCUUUUGAGGAAAUGUCAGGCCCAAAACUGGGCCACCUGGAACCAGGAAGAGACCUGGGGGAGCAGGAUGGAUGUAGAGAAGAGAAAAUUCU
Lepidothrix coronata (blue-crowned manakin) is the source of this 1671-nucleotide messenger RNA. RefSeq names its product olfactory receptor 4D1-like. NCBI's taxonomy places the organism in Eukaryota, Metazoa, Chordata, Aves, Passeriformes, Pipridae. Gene Ontology annotation, molecular function: olfactory receptor activity. Bases 1 to 756 code for a protein of 251 amino acids. The record is from RefSeq and is a predicted model, not a curated record. Gene Ontology annotation, biological process: G protein-coupled receptor signaling pathway. Gene Ontology annotation, cellular component: membrane. The transcript has a single exon.